AUGUCGACAUCUUCGAUUUCAUUUUACACAUAUUUAUAUCGUCAAAUUACAAUAUAUUUAGGUUUUAUCAUUCUUAUACUUGGUGUAGUUGGUGGUCUAUUAAAUAUAACUAUAUUUUUAAGUUUUCGAACAUUUCGAAAUAGUUCAUGUGUAUUCUAUUUGAUAAUUAUGUCAUUGGCAAAUCUUCUUCAUUUACUUAUGUGGUUACCUGGUCAUAUAAUGAUUUAUGGAUUUGGAAAUGAUUGGUCAAUAACUUCAACAUUAUUAUGUAAAUAUCGAUAUUAUUUCUUUCAAUUAUGGUUAUUAAUAUCAUUUACAUCGAUAUGUCUCGCAAUAAUUGAUCAAUUUCUAAGUACUUCACAUUAUCCUUUCUUACAUCGAUAUUGUAAUGUAAAAUUAGCUCGUAAUAUUAUCAUAGGAAUGAUUAUAUUUUGGUUUCUUCAUGGAAUUCCAUUUGCAUUCUAUAUUGAUAUAAUUCAAUUGCCAUUCGAUUCGAACUUAUUAAUCUGUGGAAGUUCAAAUAUCAAAUUUGGAAUGUACAUUAGUUUUGGCUUUGUACUGUUACUGAUGUGUGUUUUACCGUUAAUUACAAUGAUAAUAUUUGGUUUAUUAACAUAUUAUAAUGUAAGAAAUCUCGCUUAUCGAACAGUUCCAUUAAUUCGACGUGAAUUAGAUAAACAAUUAACACAAAUGGUUCUUGUUCAAGUGAUUUUCAAUUGUAUUUUUAUAUCACCAUAUUUAAUGAUAUUUAUUGCACAAUUUUAUUUCUCCAUAAACGACUUAAUAAAAUGUCUACUUAUUUUAAGUGUUGAUUUACAUACUUUUUAUUUUGCGAGUCCAUUUUAUAUUUAUGUUUGUUUAUCAAAACGAUUUCGUCAACAAUUAAAAAAUAUAUUUUAUGAAAGAUAUUUGAAUGGAGGAAGGCGAACGAAUUUAAUCAAUAAUCAAGUCAUACCAGAAAUACCAAGAAUUUCAAUUCACAUACCUAAUGAAUAAGGACAGUUAAUGGCGGCUGGAAUUCCAAAAAACAAGUCUUCUAAUGAUGAUGAAACAAAUGAUAAUAUGUCUGAUGAAGACGAUUGGUUAAACGCAAGUAAACAGAUCAGUCUUCAAUGUCCAUCCACAUGUCUUCAAGGUUAUUAUUAUCAACCAAAAGAAUUUGCAACUCAGAAUGUUCGAUAUGGUGAUGGUGGUUCUGCUACUCUUAAAUAUCCCAUAUGGAUAUUUGAUGGUCUAUCUAAUUUCAUUGAUAAUGAUAAUAAUACAAAUGUAAGAGAAGAACUUUUGGAAACAUUUUAUCAAUUGAAUGAUCAACGAAAAGAUUUUCAUAAGUUUCCAUCACCUGUAGAAGAUAUUAUUGAUCCAGAUCUUUUACUCUAUCGACCUAAUGAAUUUCCAAUUCCCAUAAUUCUUUCAUCUGAUGAAGAUAAUUCCGAUGAAGAUUUAACUGACGACGAAACAAAUAUUCCUUCAUCAUUAUUAUUACGUGACACUUAUCAAUGGACUCCAAGUGAAUUUCGAAUUGUUCAUAAUGAUUCCAAUUAUGAAGUACAUAUUGAAACACCUAUUAAUCAUUUACCAAUGACCGAACAAUAUGUUCGUACAUAUCGAAAGUUAGAAAAAAUAUUCGCGAAAUUAGUACCAAUGUUUGGAGAAAUACUCGAUUUUGUUAAACAGACUGAUGACAUUCGAUUACAAGUUGUUGUGAAAGUACAGAGUUAUAAUCUUCAACCAGGAGUAAAAUAUUCUGGUCGUUGGCAUACCGAAGGUCGUACAGAAAAUAUUCAAGGAGUUGGUGUUUAUUAUUUGCAUAUCGAUGAUCAACUUGAAGGUGGUGCGCUCAAGUUUCGUCCGGCUACAACACCGAGCAAAACAUAUGCUGAAUGGGGUGAUAUUGAAAUCAAUCGUUAUCUUAUGCCUCAAACUGAUACUGCGAUUGUUUUUGCCAAUAAUUUAGCACAUCGUUUCUGUUCGAUGCGAAAUGCAACUUCGAUUGCUCGUCGUCGUACAUUCGUGAAUUUUUUCGUCGUUUCUCCGAAAUAUCCAAUUGAUGUUUUAUCAAUAUCAAAUUUACCGUUGAUUAGUUAUGAACAAUGUCAAAAUCUUUUAGCUAAAAUAGAAGAUCAACAUCAACGACAAGUUUUACCGGAUUUAGUGAUUGAAAAGAUACUUUCAUUUUUUAAAAAGAAUAUGUGGAAAAUGGAUGGAGAUGAAAAACAAUUUCGAGCACGUGUUCGACAUGAAAUGUUGAAUGAGAAAAGUGGUUGGGCUGGCAUUCAUUUUGGUAACAGUGGUGAUAUUGUUUUUAUUAAAUCAAAUGCUGAUUUAUCUCGUAAAAGACGACACUACGGAAUUCGCAACAUGUCUUCUGCUCUAGAUCAUACAGAAUCGGAUUGA
Adineta ricciae is the source of this 2397-nucleotide messenger RNA. NCBI's taxonomy places the organism in Eukaryota, Metazoa, Rotifera, Eurotatoria, Adinetida, Adinetidae. The record is from the annotation of a GenBank genome assembly.